UGAAGGAGGAAAAACUCUUUGUAGCUUAAACCCUCGCCUUUCAUUGUCUUUGUCAACUUAGAAAAGAAAUAAGGAAAAAUGGCGACCCUGAGAAAUGCUACCACCGCUUCCAGCAUCUUCACCAAAUUCCUCAGCGAGAAGAUCCGUUCCACCGCCGCCACCCCGCUAAUCAGUCGCCUCUUUUCUACCUCCAGCACCGAUUCCGGUUCCGGUCCCGAUGACCCACCAAUUGUUUUGCAGGGUGCUCCGCAGAGAUUCAAGAUGGAGAACCCGUUCCAAACGGAGGGGCCUGGAAACGUGAUUCACGCGGACAACGUGAAGGAAGGAACGCUGGUCCGAGUGUCCAUGCCGGGAGUGGGUCCGGACGGUUUCAAGGUCUGGGCGGAGAAGAACACCCUGUACUUCGCCGGAAAAGGGGAAAUCGAAAUGGAAGGAGAAGAAUCCGGGAGAAAUUACGGUGGCAGCCUUAAAUAUAAACCAGAAAUUAAUAGAGUUCAAGAUUUUAAGGCGGAGAUGAAGAAUGGAAUCCUCAAAUUGUUUGUUCCCAGGGCAGGGAGUGCUCAGGACAAGGAAGAUAGUUAAUUUCUUUUUCUUGUUUUGAAGGGAAAGACUAAUUGUGAUUAUCACCUACGUGGUGCACUGGUGCUUAUAAGAAAGUAAUAGAAUAAAAAGAGCUAAUAUUAUUUGGGUUCUUUGUAUUGUGAUUUUCUCAACUGUAGUUAUAAAAUUUCAAAUUGAGUA
Ipomoea triloba (trilobed morning glory) is the source of this 741-nucleotide messenger RNA. RefSeq names its product 24.1 kDa heat shock protein, mitochondrial. Lineage: Eukaryota; Viridiplantae; Streptophyta; Magnoliopsida; Solanales; Convolvulaceae. Bases 79 to 582 code for a protein of 167 amino acids. The record is from RefSeq and is a predicted model, not a curated record. The transcript is spliced from 2 exons.